AUGAGCGUCAAACUCGACGCCGACGGGUUUGUCAUUCCCCCGUCGUCACGAUACGCACUCCCGUCUCGCCCACCCGCAGAGUGGUCGACCUCGGAGGGGAGCGGGAGCUCGGACGAGGUUGUGCCUGCUGCAGUGGCCCACCUCCGCCGUCGCCACCGCCGCAAGCGCACCUCGUCGUCGUCCAAGACUCGCACCCGGACGCGAUCAGGCUCGCUCUCCUUCCGCAUUGCGCCUGUGGACAAAGCCGCUGCCUCUCCGCCGCCGGCCUCGCCUGACGCCCUGUGGGAGGCCACCCACUCGCUCCGCUCGCUCCAGGCCUGGCCAACCUCUGCCUCGGCCUCUGCCUCGGCCUCGCCGUCGGCGGCUGCCUCUCCCACGCUAGCUGGAGCCCAGGUUGGAGCCAGAGCCAAAGCAAGAGCUGGCUCGGUCUCAGCUCCGACAACGCCCUCGGUUGAUGUUGGAGCCUUUCACGCCUCGUUUGGCAAGCCCCCAGCUGUCUUUGAUCCGUUUGCUUCGCCAGCGCUGUCGCCUUUUCCUCGGCUUGCUACAAGUGUGAGCAAGGACGACGAGUUGGACUCGGACUCGGACUCGGACUCGUUCUUGUCGGGCUGGUCUGACGACGAUGAUGAAGCCGCCACUGCUGCCGAUGCCUGCGUCCUCGCCGAGGUCGACAGCCUCCCGCCGCUCGCCCUCGCUCAGCGGAGCGAGAUGGAUCGGGAUGCACUCCUCUCCGAGAACGCCAAGCUCCGGCACCGGGUCGGCGUCUUGAGCGCCGCCUUUGCUGUCCACAAAGACAAGACCCGCAAGCUGUUUGAGCUUGAGGAGGCACGUGCCGCUCAGCUGCGCGAGCUCUGCGUCUCGCUGGCGGCCCAGCUCCGCGAGGUCCAGGCUGCAACGCCAUCGCCGGCCCGCACGCCCCGCUCGCCGGCGCUCUCGCCGGUGGCCACGCCCCGCUCGCCCAAUCUCGACAUUGCCGACUUUGACACUCGCAUUGCCGACCUCGCUGCCCAACCGCGCCUGGAGCGGCUUGAGUUCCGUGGCGUCGACGGUUUGGACGAGCCUGAGGUCGCCGCCCUCGCCCGCUGUAUCAACAUCCACUACGAGCUGGAGGCCAUUGUUCUCGAGGACUGCCAUCUCGAGGCCGAGGCGCUGAAGACUCUGCUCGAGGCUGCUGGUGGCGGUGCUGGCGCGCACGCCCGCCUUCGCAAGCUCGCCUCGCUCCGCCUUGCUGGCAACCGACUGCACCACUGGGCGGCUCAGAGCCUGACCGGGCUCCUCCGCGCCUCGCCAGCGCUCACUGCCAUCGACCUCUCACGGACCGGCUUCUCCGACCGCGGCAUGGGCGUGCUUGCUAGCGCCAUCUCGGCUUCGGGCGCCGGUGCGCUCCGCUCGCUCACUCUCGCCGCUAACGCCAUCGCAGGCUCGCGCCUCCUGCUCCUCGCCCAGAGCCUGGUCGGCCUCCCGCACUUUGAGUGCCUCGACCUCUCCGACAACGCCCUAACUUCGGCUUCGGUAGUCGGCGCGGGCUUCCUCAUGGCCGCUUCGGCAUCGCUCACAAAUCUUUCGCUCGCCCGCAACGCGCUCUCGGAUGCCGCCGCCGCCGUCCUCGCCAAGGGCCUUCGCUUCUCAGCACGCAUCACCUCGCUCGACGUCCGCGGCAACGCGCUCUCGCGCUCGGCAACCGCCGCACUUCAUGCAGCCUGGCUCGACGUCCACGCCUCGAACGCCUCGCGGCUGCCGCUCCUUUUUGAAGCGCCGCCGCCUUAG
Thecamonas trahens ATCC 50062 is the source of this 1767-nucleotide messenger RNA. RefSeq lists its product as uncharacterized. The coding region runs from base 1 to 1767 and encodes 588 amino acids. The transcript has a single exon. The record is from RefSeq and is a predicted model, not a curated record. Lineage: Eukaryota; Apusomonadida; Apusomonadidae.